This is a messenger RNA of Haemonchus placei, 1020 nucleotides long. NCBI's taxonomy places the organism in Eukaryota, Metazoa, Nematoda, Chromadorea, Rhabditida, Trichostrongylidae. The record is from the annotation of a GenBank genome assembly.
AUGUUAGAGAGGCUUCAUUUUUUCGUUCUACCAUGCUUGUUAAUGUCAUCGCCUACGUUGGAAGUGCUGGACUAUGGUGUUCUCUCGCAGAACAUUACUGGCAAUAUCGCUGAAGCACUUUCGAAUGCAACCGACAUCGACGAUUACGAAUAUAAACUAUUCGAUAACUAUUUUCCACUACUUUUGGUAUUGAUGUCGUUACCAAAAAACGAAACUGAAAGUCUGGAGAAGUACAUGAAUCAACGCACGUAUGCCGAGUUGAAAAGGAUGAUCGACGAGAAACAAAAGGUUAGUGACAUUAGUGAACUGGUUUCCGAACUGGAACAGAACAACACCGAUUUGUCCGAGUUCCUUGCCGUAGUCAACAAUCAAAGGUAUCUGGAUCUACUUGAGGCCUACCAUAAUGCUUCCAUUUACAAUGCUAUACGAGGCGUAUGGAGCACACAGCUGAAUCCUCUUUUGCCAGAGAUUGACCAACUCGCUAUACUCGAGUACUUCGCUGAAAGGCGAUCCAAUGAACACUUCCGUCAGUCAUUCUGGUCAAGGAUAUGGGCGGCGAUAAGGAGUUGGCUAAUGGGAAAGAAGGAAUACCAAGAAUGUAACGCGGAUGAACCCCGUUGUAUACGUCGUAUAGUAGAGCGGCUUCCUCUCGAGAUGCGAGUGGAACUGGAUCAAGCCGCCGAGACCGACAAUCUCAACAUCGUCGACAAUAUCAUCACAGAAGAGCUGAGCAAUCAGCCACCAUCAGCGCAGGAAGAAUUCGAGUUGUGGAAAAGCGCAAAUUCGCCUCCAAAACCGCUGCUGGACAUAAUCGCCGACAAAACGGAAGUAGAAGAAAGAGCUUUGGAGCGAUUACGAGCCUACGAUCUGCUAAACUCUCUGAAAGACUAUUAUCGAGCAAUGAUCGAGAGCAGAAGUCAUGCGGAACAAGAGGAAAUUCGUCGAUUUUUUCAACGGAUGAAUGACUCUUUCGCACGAUGUUUCAAUCCAAUUAAAGACAAAUACGAGUAUCGCUAUUGA